GGCUCCAAUCCGGUUCCAUCCGGUUCUCCCACCGCCCCUGCCGCGGGUCCUAGCAGCUCGGGCGGCGGGAGAAGCAGCGGCGGCCGGGCAGCGUAGCUCCGGGAAGGCUCUCGCGCUCCACAGACCUCCCCCCGCAACCGUCGCACGCUCCCCGCUGUGCCGCCAUCAUGCCCAAGAGGAAGGUCAGCUCGGCCGAAGGCGCGGCGAAGGAAGAGCCCAAGAGGAGGUCGGCGAGGUUGUCAGCUAAGCCUGCGCCUGCCAAGGUGGAGUCGAAGCCCAAAAAGGCAGCGGGGAAGGAGAAGUCUUCAGACAAGAAAGUGCAAGCAAAAGGAAAAAGGGGAGCAAAGGGAAAACAAGCUGAAGUGGCUAACCAAGAAACUAAAGAAGAUUUACCUGCAGAAAACGGAGAAACUAAAAACGAGGAGAGUGCAGCUUUUGACGACGCAGAAGAGAAAGAAGCCACGGCUGACUAAUCACACACCACGUCUCACCAGUGCUCCCCGUCUCCCUUCUUGUACAAUCCAGAGGAAUAUUUUUAUCAACUAUUUUGUAAAUGCAAGUUUUUUAGUAGCUCUAGAAACAUUUUUAAAAAGGAGGGAAUCCCACCUCAUCCCAUUUUUUAAGUGUAAAUGAUUUUUUUAAGAAGUGAAAUCACUUGCUGGUUGUUUAUUUUUUGGUACAACCAGAAAACAGUGGGGUAUUGAAUUGCGGAGGCUUUGGCUGUCUGCCUGUCAGCAUAACAUUCCAUAGGUGGGGGUUAGUUUUAUAUCCUGCAAUACAAAGUGUACUAAAUUAU
Molecule: messenger RNA, 796 nt
Organism: Castor canadensis (American beaver)
Lineage: Eukaryota; Metazoa; Chordata; Mammalia; Rodentia; Castoridae
Gene: Hmgn1
Product: high mobility group nucleosome binding domain 1
Biological process (GO): chromatin organization
Cellular component (GO): nucleus; chromatin
Molecular function (GO): nucleosomal DNA binding
Source: RefSeq, a predicted model, not a curated record